AUGUCCACCCAACAAUUUGCAAAACAUCAGCCCCAAGGCUUCUCCAACCGCAUCGAAAGGGUUUCAAUAGUUGGAGCUGGUGGCCGACAAGGCGCCCAGAUAACCGAGCAACUACUCAAGACUGGAAAACACGCUAUUACUGCCCUCACUCGCAUCGGCAGUACUUCCAAGCUUUCCGACAAUGUCAAGGCUAUCCCUGUGGAUUAUAAAGACGAAGAGUCUCUGGCAUUGGCACUCAAGGAUCAGCAGCUUCUCAUCAUUACUCUCGCCGUCAGUGUGGACCCAGAAGUCCAUCAUCGCAUCGUUCGUGCAGCUGGAAAAGCGGGCGUCCGCUAUAUUAUCCCCAAUAUUUACGCUGCCAACGUGGUCAUUGAGAACCAAGGUUCCGUCGAUGACUUCUUCCCCGCUGCACCGCCAAUCAAUCUCCUCAAAGAAAUUGAGCGCGUUGGCGUCAGCUCAUGGAUCCUACUCGUAGGAGGCGUCUGGUUUGACUAUAGCCUUCCCUCUGGAGAGUCUUUCAUGGGCUUUGAUAUCGAUAACCGCAAGGUUACGUUGUUCGAUGAGGGUGAAGCAAAGAUCAACACUAGCACGUUGGCUCAGUUCGGUCGUGCCGCUGCUGCCAUUGCCAGCCUCAAAGAGUUCCCAGACAAUGAAACCGAUCAAUCCCUCAGUAUCGCUGAAUUUCGAAACAAACCUGUGUAUCUUUCGAGCUUUUAUGUCAGCCAGAAGGAUAUUCUAAAAAGUAUUCAGCGAGUCACAAGCACAACAGAUGCAGACUGGGAGAUAAAAUAUGAGAGCAGCGCUGAUCGAAUUGAGAAUGGCAAGGCGAUGGGGAGAUCUGGCAACAUCAUGGGACUCGUGCAGGCUUAUUAUUCAUUUAUUUUCUCACCAGAGGGCCAAAAGCUGAAGACCCAAGAUAAGCUGCACAAUGAGCUUCUUGGGUUGCCGGAGGAGGACUUGGAUGCAGUGGUCAAAGAUUGUGUUGAAAGGGCCGAGAACAAGUUCCGAGCACUGUGA
This is a messenger RNA of Fusarium mangiferae, 1017 nucleotides long. RefSeq lists its product as uncharacterized. The record is from RefSeq and is a predicted model, not a curated record. NCBI's taxonomy places the organism in Eukaryota, Fungi, Ascomycota, Sordariomycetes, Hypocreales, Nectriaceae. The transcript is spliced from 2 exons. Bases 1 to 1017 code for a protein of 338 amino acids.